This is a messenger RNA of Calliphora vicina (urban bluebottle blowfly), 6619 nucleotides long. It is a transcript of the gene cdi, whose product is annotated as center divider. The transcript is spliced from 8 exons. Lineage: Eukaryota; Metazoa; Arthropoda; Insecta; Diptera; Calliphoridae. Gene Ontology annotation, biological process: actin cytoskeleton organization; protein phosphorylation. The record is from RefSeq and is a predicted model, not a curated record. The coding region runs from base 883 to 4851 and encodes 1322 amino acids. Gene Ontology annotation, cellular component: nucleus; cytoplasm. Gene Ontology annotation, molecular function: ATP binding; protein serine/threonine kinase activity.
UACGCGCCGUCGUUCGUUAUGUUUGUCUGAAAAACUUUAAAAGCGGUAUAGUGUCGUUUUUUUUUUUGCUUUGCAUUUUAUAUUAACACAAACGUAAACGCAAAAAUAUUUACAGAAAUGCUAAAAUAAACAUAAAAAUUACAGUGCUAAAACAAAUAUAAUAAUUAAAACAAAUAAGCAUAUACAAAAAUAUAUCUAAUGAAAAUAAUUAUACAGUGAAAUACAUACGGGGAAAAAAAAUAAAUUUUCUUUACCCAUAGAAAAAAAAGCAGACGUGUAUAAAAAGUGCUAAACACAAAUAUUAAUACAUAAAGAAUUUGUUAAAAAGAAUUUCAAAUACCAACAUAAAUAAAAACAAAGCCCUUCUAGUGGAUACAAAACUAUACAAUUUACCAGGAUUUAAUGGAUUAAUAACAAAAACUGAAGGAAAAAAAUUCUGCAACAAAGCUUCCCUAAACAAAAAUACGCAAAAAAAGGCGAAUAAUUAUUGCAAACAAAUUUUAAAAUUAUUUAUAUAAAACAACACAAAGAAAUUUAUAAUGCAAUUAAUAAAUAUAACAAAAAAGUAAAUAAAGUUAAAGUAUAAAGUGUUAAAUAAAAAAAAGUUUUCAAAAUUAUCUAAAAAAAUUAUUUAAAAAAAAUACAAAUAUUGUGUCAAAAAGUUUUGAAAUAUAAUUAAAUUUUUCUAUUUAAAUUUUCCGUUUGUUUUCUUAAAUAAAUUUAAAAAUAAAAAAAAAUAAAUAUUUUAAACCAGACGUGUGCCUGGCGUCAUUAUCCUUUAAAUGUUUUAAAAUAAUUUUCAAAUCAAUUACCUUGUUAAACACCGGUAAUGCUUGCACAGCUAAAAAGCGCGCUGGUACGCGUUAAUCAACGGUGAUAAUAAUGAAUUUAAAUCAACACAGUGGUCCCGGUCCACCGCAACAAAAAAUGAAAACUUUACAAAACUCCAACAACUCCAACAUCGUCAAUAACAAUAAUAAAACCCUGUUAAAAGACAAUAAAACCAUUUGCUCUAAUCCCUCAUACGAUCAAGUUGAUUGUGUCAAGACCUCCUCGGCUAGCAAUAACAUUAACGUUUCAGCCUCACCAUCAUCAUCAAUAUCGUCUACUCCAUCGGUAAUGUGUGCUUAUGUUGGUGCCGCCAAUAUGACUUCGUCAUCGGCUUUAAGUAAUCAUAGUAAUGGUGCAGCAAAUGGUCUGGCCACAAAUGUAGCAAAUGGCUGUUUAUCAACAACUGCCCCACCGGUGGCUCGCACCAUAUCAUCGGAUCGUUUGGUUACAGGUCCAUCUUGCAAAGCUCUGCGUACGGCAGUGUCCGCUUUGUAUUCAGUGGAUGAUUUUGUUAAGGAGAAAAUUGGUUCGGGAUUUUUCUCGGAAGUUUAUAAGGUCACACAUCGUACAACGGGCCAGGUGAUGGUUUUAAAAAUGAAUCAAUUGCGAGCAAAUCGACCAAAUAUGUUAAGAGAAGUACAACUUCUAAAUAAAUUAUCACAUCCAAAUAUAUUAAGUUUUAUGGGUGUUUGCGUGCAAGAGGGACAAUUACAUGCCUUAACCGAGUAUAUAAGUGCUGGCUCUUUGGAACAACUAUUGGCCAACAAAGAGGUAGCAUUGACUGCUGCUGCAAAAUUGAGACUGGCAUUGGGUAUUACUAAAGGCAUGGCAUAUGUACAUGAUGCUGGCAUCUUUCACAGGGAUUUAACCAGUAAAAAUGUAUUAGUAAGAACUUUACCGGAUGGACAAUUUGAGUCGGUAGUAGGAGAUUUUGGUUUGGCAGCUAAAAUACCCGAUAAAAAGACACGUUUGGAAUAUGUGGGUUCACCCUAUUGGGUUAGUCCGGAAUGUUUGAAUCAUCUCUUCUAUGAUGAACGCAGUGAUGUGUUUUCCUUCGGCAUUAUCUCUUGCGAGAUUAUAGCACGUAUAGAAGCAGAUCCCGAUAUAAUGCCUAGAACCGAUUCGUUUGGUUUUGACUAUUUGGCAUUUGUUGAAUUGUGUCCCAUGGAUACACCACCUGCAUUUUUAAGACUGGCUUUCUACUGUUGCAUAUUUGACCCUAAAAGUAGACCCACGUUUCAUGACGCUGCUAAGAAACUGACUUCACUUUUGGAAAAAUAUGAACAUGAUCCCAUGGGCUGCAAUGGUUCAUCUAGCUCCAAUAUUAGUGCCGGUUCUAGCCCUUUGAGUUCACUGGAAAUUUCUUGUUCGCCCAAUGGCAGUGAUUCGGAAAAUUUCUGCCAAGCUUUGAGUCACAAAAAUGGCUGCGUCCGCCACUUGGCCAUUAAAAAAUCCUUGUUAAAUACCCCCAUAACAUCUUGUAUUAGCACAGCGCCAGCUGGUCAAGCUACACCAAGACACUUGCGAGAAGUCAGUGAAAAUGGUUUCCUGUUUCCAGAGUCGGAAAAUCGUAGCAACUCUAUACCCAAUGGUGGCUUUAGUGAAAUUGACGAAAACCGUAUUAUUAAAAAUCGUGUUAAGAGAGCAACGAAGAAAUACGAAAAUAUGGCAGCUGCCGAGUUAUUGGUGCAACAGCAACAUCGUCGUUCUCUAAGUGAAAACAUUAUACAUUUUCCCUUGCAUACAACGCCCAGCGAUAAGGCGAGAUGCCAUCAAAUGCAGCGACAAAGAUCCUCUACGCAUUCCCCCACCCCACCACCGGUUAUUGGCUUUACUAGCGCCACCAUCAUAACUGCAGAUACCUUGCCAACCCGAGAAUCCCCGCCACCAGUUUUAACUCUGCGUAAAGUAGCCGAAACCAUGUGCCUCAAAGAUCCCCAAUACAAACCCAUAAGGACUGAUAAUAAUGGUGUUAAAUCCAAUCCCUUCACUGCAAUGGCUCAUUUGAAGGGAGUUAAAAAGAUAUUGGGUGCAAAUCCUAAAAUAUAUGCAGCUGGAGGCGGAGACCUGUUUAGUUCAUGCUUUGAAAUCUGUGCUCCGUUCUUUAAGGAGUUGGUAGCUUUGCAGCAGAAGACCAUAAUCGGGGAAGAUGGCAAGACGGUGGUAACCACACCCAGUGAACCAAAGAGUCUACCAGUAUCACCACAACUAACCAGAAAACUAAGUGCUAUUGAGAUGAAACUGUCGCCGACACUGACUCUGCCUCGUUGUAUACUGGCCGAUGAAGACGAUGACUGUGUCGAUGAAUCAGAUGCCGAACAGGAUGCAGAUGGUGGUGGGAACUGUGCAGAUGCCGAAUCGAGUAGUGAUGAUUCAGCUGAGCGACCAACACCCGCACCCGUGGCUAGAAAGUAUCGAGCUAACUCUCUCUACACCCAUCCAUUGUUCCGUGGCACCAGUGGCAGUAGUAAACAGGAUGAUGCAACCGUUCUGCCCACUUCUUCAUCAGCAGCUAAUGUAAAUAUAGAGGAUUGUAAUUCCUCAGAAGAUGGCUGCGAGGAGGGCUUAAAAUCGUCCAAAGAUGUUCCUCUAACAGCCUCAACACCCUCGCCACCAAUACCGCCUCCACAACCUUUAGCUCCUUUGGCGGCCACAACAGCUUCCAUGUCGUCUUAUACAGACUUUGAUUUGAAUGAACUUAAAACAAGCGAUUUUCUACCCACAAAAAGUUCUUUAACGCGGCGUGACUCCAUUGAGAGUGGUUUUUAUUCGUGUUUCAAUGAGGAAUCGGAUGCUGCUACGACCUAUCGUCAAUUUAAUGGUGCCGGAGUAUCUUCGCUGGGUUUGGGUUGCGGUGGCAGCAAUUGUUGUUUCGAACAACUCAAGUCUCAGCUGAUGUUGGAAGUUGGUGCCAAUGGUGAAUUAAGUGAUAAAUUGGCCAGUUUAUGCCGCUGUUGCUAUUAUGGCUCCACGUCACAAGGCGGUCAACAUCAGCAGCUGCUCAACGAUUCCUCCUCCACAUCUUCCUCUGUGCUGCUAAUCGAUGAGCCUACCAGUAGUGCGGCCGCAGGAGGCAUUAAUACCUCUUCGAGUGCUGCAGCUUUAAGAUCUUUAGACGAUUUGGAAUUACCUGAUGCAGCACGCAAUCAUCGACGUUACACUUGCCACCAUCAUCUGCUGGGAGGUAAUAAUUACGAUCCUAAUUUUACGGCCACUGCAGGUCUUAUAAAUAGACUGGCCUUGGAUUCGGAAAUACACUCGUUGAUGCAACGCAGCCCUUUUGCUACCAAUCAAUUGUUAUACUGUAAAAAUCGCACCUCCUCCAUAUACACCGACAGUUCCGACGACAUAAGCAGUUUGGCCGGUUCCGAUUCCCUGCUCUGGGAUGACCGUUCAUUUGCCUACCCCACCAGUACAAGAUCGGCACAAAUUGCAAAGAUUGUUGAAUAUUUUGAACGUAAGCGACAAGUACCUGAUAGUACACCUCCACCACGAGGUAACAGCGGUGCUGGUGGUCAUCCCUCCGCGACUGGUAGUGGUUCAACCUCUUCGUCCUCUUCCAUGGCUGCAGCGGUGGCAGCUUCUGCUUUAGGUUCAUCCUAUUUGUCAUCAUAUGAAACGCGGCGCUAUUCCGAUUUCAAACGUCAUGCAGCUAUCAAUUCGGAUUAUGAAGCCUUCUGUUUUGAGUUGGACAAAAAACCCUCACAGGCCAGACUAAUGGUGUGCGAGGGAGCAGUCAAAUCGAAAUUACAAAUAUUCGAUAAAUUAAAACAACAGCAGCAGCAACAUCCCGGCUGCAAUAUAGUCUCUACAAGCACGAAUCUAACCCAAAAUCCUACAGUGGCAGCGCAGGUCUUUACAAAUUCCUUACAUCACCACCACUUAAAUAAUGCUACAACCACGGCCCCCAGUGCUAUUGCAACAUCUACGGCAACAAUGACAACGUCAACUGGUUCUAUUACUCCAACUCAGACACCCACGAGUGCUACCAUUUGUACACAAAUCAAUUCAGCUGGUUAAAUAUUCUCCUCUUUUUCCCCCCUUUUGUUUUUAAGGCAGCUUUUCUUAAGUUCUUCUCUUUCCUAUAAACCAUCACUGAUUUAUAAAUUAACAAUCUGUGAAACUAAAUAUUUUUAAGUUUUGUUAAAUAAUUAUUACUACUAUUUUUAUGUUCCUUUCUUUUUUUUCCGCUUUUUUUUACAAACCUAAACCAAAAAUUUGUGUUUAUUUUUCAAGAGUUUUGAUGAAUUUAUUUGAAAUUUUUUUCUUUAUUUAUUUAUUGUUGUGGAAAUUUUAUUUCAUAUAGAUUUUUCUUAUUCAAAAAACAAAAUAUCAUUUUAUUGUGUUUUUGUUGUUUGUUUUUCUUUAUUAUUUCACAAAUAUGAUUUUAUGAGUUUCAAAAGUGGGAUUUCUGUUAUGUAGUUUUUAGAUUUGAAUUAUUUUUGGUGAGUUUUUCUUAUUUUUUUUUUUGGAGAAUUUAUUUUUAUUUUUGUAGGAAACAAAUGCAGGCUUUUUGUUGGCCUGGGAGUUUUACUAUUUUCUAUAUAAAAUUUGAGUAGAGUAGAGUUUUUAAUUAAGUUCUUUAACUGUUUUAUUUCAUAUGAAAUUAUUGCUUCAAUUAUGUUCUUAAAUUAUUCGAUUUAUAAAAAAAUUAUAUUCCUUCUCAUGUGCCAACAUAAAAUAUUUUAAAUAAACCAUUUAAAUAUAAAUCCUACUAUUUAAAUUUGUUAAAACUAAAUGGAUUUCGAAAAUAAUAUUUGUAAAUCUCAAUAUUUUACUUGCGUUAAAAGUUAUUUGCGAAGAACUUUUGCUAUUCCGAAUGAAGUAACUACAAAUAACAUUGGAAUUUUGGUGUUGAAAAACGUAACUAAACAUCGCCUUCACAUUUUAUUAUUAAGAUUUGCCGGGAUUUGGUGACAUAUGAACCAUCAAUUCAAGGUUGUGUGUGAGUGACAUAGAGCUUGUUUUGCCAUGAAGAAUAAUCUCCUGUUAAAAAAUGUUUGCGAACUAUUUCAAAUUGACCGUUCUGCAAUGCUCGAAUGUGUGUUCUUUUGGAAUUUUAUCCAAGAUUGUCCAUUGUAUCCAAUACAAAUAAAUAUUUUUGGUGACCAAGUCUGCAGGCAAGAUUAAAAGUAUAUUUUAAAUUCACGAUAAGUUUUCUGGCAAAACAAUCGCAAUUCGUGAGGCGUUUGAAUUCGGAAUUCCAUUAUUACACCGUGAACUGAAAUAGAGUUUCAUCACUAACUGUUAAAGCAAGUUAUUCAGCACAUUCAUGUUGAAAACUGUGUAAAUAUUAAGGAUGUCUUUAUGGAAUGAAUUUAUAGAGUUUUGUAAUUUUGAAUUUCUGGUUACAGGAUACUAUAUUAUUUCGAAAAGUAUUAAACUGAGAACUUAAGACUCAAAGCCAUUCAUCCCAAACUAAACUUUGAAAUAAAUUUUUUUACACCAAAAUAGGAAAACUUUCCUUUUUUUCUAAACAAAACAUUAACACAAAAUAAAAUCCCCAAAACUAUUUACCAAAUCUUUAUAUUUAUUUAUUAUUUAAUAUUAUUUUCCCCACUAUUCCUAUUUCUUUUGUAUAAAACUAUGAUUUAAAUCUUAAGUAAAGUGACUGCAGAAAAACGUAACAUAAAAUCAAGUGUGUGCAAAAUUAAAUAAAAAAAAACUUUAAUAUAAUAAAUUAUUGAAAUGUUAUAAACGAUAAUGCCAAAAGUAAUUAUGUAAAAUAUUAAAAAAAAUGUGUGUAUAAAACAAAGUAAUUUAAUUUUUAAUAAAUACAAAAAAAUAA